AUGUCUGUUCAUAUAUCAAAUAUCGAAUAUCGUGCAGUUAUAAAGUUUUUCACCCGAAAAGGGCUAAACGCCACCGAAAUUAGUAAGGAGUUGGAUGAUGUUUACAAGGACUCUGCUCCAUCGUAUCGCACCGUCGCAAAGUGGGUGGCUGAAAUUAAAGACCCAAAACGUGGCUUCGAAGAUGCACCUCGAACCGGUCGCCCAUCAACCACGAUCACCGAUGAAAACAUUGAAGCUGUAGAACGGAUUGUAAUGAAUGAUCGACAAAUCUCUGUCCAUCGAGUAUCUGAUGAAUUAGGCAUUCCAAAAACCAGUGUUCAUGAAAUUAUGAAUAUUCACUUAGGCAUGAAAAAGGUUUGCACACUAUGGGUACCAAAGUUGCUGACGCCACUUCAACGUGCCAAUCGAAUGGAUUGUGGUCAAGAGCUUCUUGAAGAGAGCGAAGCAGAUUCGUCAAACUUUUUCGGCCGCGUCGUAACCGAUGACGAGUGCUGGGUAUAUCACUACGACCCUCUCACCCAGAUGGAAGCAAAGGUCUGGAAGAAGCCAGAUGAACAGAGACCAACUCGACCUCGUCGACAAAGAUCAGCUGGAAAACUUAUGAUGAUCAUUUUCUGGGACAAAUAUGGCAUUCUGCUCAUCGACUACCUGCCACAUGGAACUACAGUCAAUGGUUCUUAUUAUGCAUCAACCAUCGAACGGCUGCGUUCUGCCAUCCUGGAGAAACGUCGCGGCAAGGUCAGCCGCGGGCGUGCUCAUUCUUCAUGA
This is a messenger RNA of Rotaria socialis, 768 nucleotides long. NCBI's taxonomy places the organism in Eukaryota, Metazoa, Rotifera, Eurotatoria, Philodinida, Philodinidae. The record is from the annotation of a GenBank genome assembly.